AUGCCGAAAUCGGAAGCUGCUUCAGAGCCGGGAUCUGAUCGGAAGAGACGCAAGCUUUUCAGCACGGAACCCGAAGUUAGCCAUGGUCCCUCUGACAUCAGCCAUUUUCCUUUCCUCCAACUUCCUGGCGAGCUCCGAAACCAAAUAUACGAGUACGCCCUGGCUAAGAUCGACCAUCUCGGCAGGCAUUUCAUCUGCCUCAAAGCUGUUGUGAAGAAGAAUCGCCGCGUAACCGCACGCUACUUCAUGGAAGCCGGAGAAUCCAGCGACCCAGUCCCAGCACCUAGGCUACUCGGCGUGAACAAACAGAUCCGUGGAGAAGCUACACCAAUCUUGUAUAGCGUCAACACCUUUGGCGUCAAGGGUAUGAAAGGAUUGUUGAACUUUCUUUCCCAGAUCGGCCCCUCACGAGCUUGGCUGAAAGACAUUUGGAUCCAUGAAACACACCAAUCUAGGCAUGCUUAUGCUGCGUAUAACCUCCUCGCCCAAUGCACCCGGCUCACUCACCUCAAAAUAAACUGUGACGAGCCAGACUUCUACACCGACGCAAACUCAUUCGAUUUGGCCAAGUGCUUUUAUCGAGACGCCCACCCAUGGCUUGAAGCAGUCGGCGCCGCAACGGGAGACAAGAUAGGUGCCCUUGAUAUCCUCGAUAUUGAUGACGAAUGCAUAACAGAGGGUGCAUGGUCCCACGACCGCGAUGGCAGAUGCGCGCAAGUUGAUGAUGCACGGGAGCUGUUUUUUGCACAGCUGAAGGAUUUACUGGACCGAUAG
Messenger RNA from Coniosporium apollinis CBS 100218, 774 nucleotides. RefSeq lists its product as uncharacterized. The record is from RefSeq and is a predicted model, not a curated record. NCBI's taxonomy places the organism in Eukaryota, Fungi, Ascomycota, Dothideomycetes. The transcript has 2 exons. Bases 1 to 774 code for a protein of 257 amino acids.